UGUUAACAUCUGCUGAGAUUUAGAAAACUUCAUCUUGACAACUAUAAAGGGGGAAAGAUCAGCCAUCACUUCUUUCCCCACUACUGUCUCUGCAAGAUACAAGUACUUCUUCUUUUCACCGUCACUGACAGGAAUUCAAAAGGGCAUAUAGAAGCAAACAUUGCUAUUCCUCUUCCUCUAUUUGUUUGUUAUGCAAAUAAAGGACCUACCUGUCCGUGGAUGUUACCUGGGUGUUACUUAAACUGGCCCCUCCUCUUGAUGAACACUGUAAGGUGAGACAGAGGAGACGCAGACCACGUUGUUAUUUACUUUGACAGUUGUCUGCUCUUUUUCCAACUCAAACAAAUGAAAUAAGUUCCUCAGUGAGGGUUCUUCAUCGCCCCGGUGGACGACUUCACCUGCAGCACCUAACCGGCUGAGAUCAUGGAAAUAACAGGAAAUGCUGCUCAGCACCUCACAUGUAGUAAUGAGAGUGAAAGGGUUGACCCCUAUGGCUUUGAGAGACACCAUGAUUUUGAGUCUUACAAGGAGAUGAUGAACGAAUAUGUAGCCGUCCUCAACAGGAGAUCUCUGAGAUGGUCCAAACUUCUGCAAGAGAAACCACAUAUGGAGAAGAACCUGAGAGUGAAGAGGUACGUACGUAAAGGUGUGCCUAAUGAGCACAGGGCCAGGAUUUGGAUGGCAGCCAGCGGAGCACAGAAACAACUGGAGAGCAACCCAGGAUAUUACCAAUCUCUGCUGGCCAUGGAGCACGACACCAGGCUGAAGGAAACCAUUCGUACAGACAUGCACAGGACGUUUCCAGACAACGUCCUCUUCAGGAGCAAAGCAGAGCCGAGCCUGCAGAGAGCUCUGUUCAACGUGCUGCUGGCCUACGGACACCAUAACAAGGCAGUGGGUUACUGUCAGGGUAUGAACUUCAUUGCUGGCUACCUCAUUAUUAUCACCAAAGAUGAAGAAAACUCAUUCUGGCUCAUGGAUGCUUUAAUAGGCCGAAUGCUUCCAGAUUACUACAGCCCGGCCAUGUUGGGCCUGAAGACUGACCAGGAGGUUCUUGGGGAGCUGGUGAAGACCAAAGCUCCUGCUGUGGGACAGCUGAUGGCACAGUAUCCUGGAAUUUGGACGCUGGUGGUGUCCCGCUGGUUUAUCUGCCUUUACAUUGAUAUACUACCUAUUGAGACAGUCCUGCGGGUCUGGGACUGUCUUUUCUACGAGGGCUCCAAGGUUCUUUUCCGUGUGGCUCUGACUCUCAUCAUUCACCACCAGCCGGAGAUCUUGAGAGCUCGCUCUUUGAUGGAUGUGUGUGAAUGCUUCAAGCAAAUAACCAGUGGAGCUUUCACCCUGGACUGUCACACCUUCAUGCAGAAAAUCUUCACUGAACCCGGGAGCCUUUCUAUGGGAACUAUUGAUAAACUGAGAGAGAAAUGCAGACAGCGAAUACUGGAGGAAGAGUCUGGACAGCCCUAACUUUGCUACAACCACUUCCAUUCAGUGUAAGAAUCAAACUCUGCAUUAUAAGGAAAUGUUUCAACUCACCAAAUGUGCAUUGUUACCUUUGCUACUGUUGUAAAUUCAUAUAAAACACUAAUCCACUAAUAGUUAAAUCAGACGAUAUGCUAAGACUUCUUGACUGAUCAUGAAUAUCUCUGCUGCUGAAGCUGUGAUGUUUUUAUUACAUGCACUUUAGAAAUAUUGCCUUCCAAGAGUGAGUGAGAAUAUUUGUUUUAU
Cheilinus undulatus (humphead wrasse) is the source of this 1728-nucleotide messenger RNA. RefSeq names its product growth hormone-regulated TBC protein 1-A-like. Bases 424 to 1467 code for a protein of 347 amino acids. The transcript is spliced from 8 exons. The record is from RefSeq and is a predicted model, not a curated record. NCBI's taxonomy places the organism in Eukaryota, Metazoa, Chordata, Actinopteri, Labriformes, Labridae.